GUUAAAAUACAUAGAGUUAUGCAAACAGUGUGUGUAUAAAAAAGUGCAAACUAGUAAGAUAUCUAUCUAAGAUCUUCUAUCAAGAAAAUAUUAAAAAAUAUAUACUAAGCCCUACUAAAUUCUUAAAUAAAAUAACAAACAAAUGAAAAUCCAAAGAAACUUGUAUCAAAAAGUAUUCAACUUGGUUUUCGUGUAGUGCCUGUGUUAGUUUUAGCCCAAAGUUUCUGCUUGACUCGGUGUUGCUGUCGUGCUAAAGUCGCCGUUGCCUUCGGCUCGUCGCUUGCGAGGGCUAGUUGCCAGGAGGCAGUCGCCGUUCGUCCUUGCUGCGGUCUAGAGCCCAGGCCUUCGCUGCUAGCCAGGCUAGAUGCACCUCCUUUUGGGGCUGAAGUGUGCGUGCUAAUGGCCAUGUAAUGAGUGCGCCGCGCUAAUCGUUAUGCAAUCACAGUGGCUCGAUUCCCACUCGCAGUGAAAUGUCUCUCAAGCGUUAUGCAACUCUGCUGGCCUUCGGUCAAAGUCAGAAUCAAAAUCAGAACCAUAAUCAGAAUCAGAAUCAGAAUCACACUAUCCGGGCCACAACAAUAUCGGUGGCUUCCACAACGGAACCACCAUCGCCGUCUUCAUCAUCAUCGUCGUCAGCGUUUGGAAGUUUCGUCAGCGAGGAGGAGCAGCUGCAGUCCCAGGAGCAUGUCUCAUCCUCAUCCUCGAUUGUCACACACACCACCUACUACACCGGCGGAUUGGGGCAAUAUCACCAGCAGCGCGGUGGCUCCGGAUCCGUCAUCUCGGGCGUGGGUGGCGGCGGAGGACCUAGUGGACCCCAGACAUAUGCAAAUGUUGUCAACGGCAAUGUGAAUCUGCUGCUCGGCGGAGCAAUGCUUUCCCUGGUGACGACCAUAUUGUGUGUGGUCUGCUAUUGUUGCCAUCGGAACAUCAAAAAGCGAACGGAGGCCGCCUACAGGCAGCAGCAGCACCAGUGGCUCGAGGGCGAUCCCAACAUGGAAAUCUACAGCGUGGAGCAGUGCUACGAGACAUCCGGCCUGUUCCUGGGCGACUCCACCGAUGGCCUGUCCGCCGUGCCCGCCCUGCACCACGAACCACCGCCCUCGUACGACGCAGUGGUGCUGCACGAACAGCAGCUCCACCAGCAGCAGCUGGAGCAGCAGCAGCAGCAACAACUGCAGCUGCAACUGCAGCAACAGCAGCAGCUGCUGAUGCAACGCGUCUCGCCGCCGCCCGGAUACCGAUCCUCAUUGGACAUCAGCGGACACCAGCCGGGAACGAGCUUCGUUCGCGGCACACCGGAUGGCAGUGUGGAUGUGGUGGCCAGUGGCAGUGUUGCCGCACCAGGCGGAUCCGGAGGCCUGCUGGUCAACAAGCAGUUGCAACUGGCCCUAAAUGCCCAAUCCUGCUGCUCGCUGCAGCGGGCCGAGGUGGAGAGCAUGUGGAAUGCCGCUGCGGCGGCGGUGGCUGCACGGAGCGGAAAUUGCCUGGAAAUGGAGACGCUGCAGGUGCGUAAGCCGGCGCAGAACAUCAGAUUGAACACCUUCGGGCGGCGGUAUCUGCAGCAGAGCCAUCAGCACAGUGGAAACCACUACCGGCGUGGCUGUCCGCUGUGCGGCAAGUUCCGCUAUGAAGGCGAGGUUGAUGAUGAACCACUGACCGCUCUGUCCGUGGAGAGCGGUCUGAAUAUAGGUGGGCGGCGGGAGGAGGUGCCGUCUAUCUGCCCCUGCCCCAGCGACAUCGACAUCGACAACGGCAAUGGAAACCACAUUUCUGGGGACGAUCUGCAGGAUGAGGCCAAUGGCAAUUUUCUGGCACCCAAUAUCGAUGAGCUACCUCAAAAUGAUGUCGUGCUCUUUCCCAUAACCGCUGAAAAUGAUGAAAAUGACAACGCAGCAACAUCGGACACACCAUCAACAUCCGACACACCAGCCACAUCCCACAGCCACUCGGAGGAGGUUGAACUGGCCACGGGUCAGCAGGAGCAGCAGCAGCAGCAGCAGCAGGAAGAGCAGGACUUGGACAACAUCAACGAGAACGGCAUCAUCAGCCUGGACAUGAGCAAAAUCAUCGAUGGAUCGGGCCUGCCCACAUACGAGGGUGCCAUCAAACUGGAGUCCAGUGGUUAUGUGUGAGCCUAACGAGGAGUUCGCAUUAGUUGUACGGCUGCAAACCAAAACCGAAACCACAAUCGUGCUUUAACUAUGCUUAAGACGGGUUGAGAUUGGUGAAUUCAUGUUUGAUUACUGAGGAAUCCAAGGCAAAUUCAGUUCUUAAGCUAUAUCAGUGGUACUCAACCACCCAAGAAGAUGGCAAAGAUCUUUCUUCGGUAAACUAAGAAUAGCACACUUGAAGUAAGCGUUUUUGAGUUGAUGAAAAUAUCACGCUCUUAGUAAAGAGAAAUAACAUUUUAAGCAAAACGGAUAACAAUAAUUUUAACGUUUAAAUGUCUAGAGCUAAGCCAGUGCAUAUCCCUGUAAAUGUUCGUGUCGAUACUCGUAUCAAUAAAAUCAAAAGUUGUAAUUGAACGCAACAAGCGGUUUAAUAAGCAACCUCAAUCCGCAACCUUCGCCUCAUUACACACGAACAGUUUUUAGUUUAGAAUGCUCUGCUGGGCGCAAUCCGAUUGAUUUUGUAUUAAAAACGGGGGCGGGAAACGCACGAGAUGAUAAAGAACGAAACCAGAGCAAGGAAUGGCAUGCAAACAACUCGCCAAAGACAACGGCUAACAAGCGGCAAGAAAACAGAAACACCACCCACUCGGCACUCACCCCAUUUUCCCAUCCCUUUUCCAUUUUCCAC
Molecule: messenger RNA, 2802 nt
Organism: Drosophila teissieri
Lineage: Eukaryota; Metazoa; Arthropoda; Insecta; Diptera; Drosophilidae
Gene: s-cup
Exons: 3
Coding region: 471-2135 (554 amino acids)
Biological process (GO): regulation of transcription by RNA polymerase II
Cellular component (GO): nucleus; aryl hydrocarbon receptor complex
Molecular function (GO): nuclear receptor activity; transcription cis-regulatory region binding
Source: RefSeq, a predicted model, not a curated record